This is a messenger RNA of Telopea speciosissima, 660 nucleotides long. RefSeq names its product ubiquitin-conjugating enzyme E2 10-like. The coding region runs from base 171 to 617 and encodes 148 amino acids. The record is from RefSeq and is a predicted model, not a curated record. The transcript is spliced from 3 exons. Lineage: Eukaryota; Viridiplantae; Streptophyta; Magnoliopsida; Proteales; Proteaceae. Gene Ontology annotation, biological process: protein polyubiquitination. Gene Ontology annotation, molecular function: ubiquitin conjugating enzyme activity. Gene Ontology annotation, cellular component: nucleus.
ACCUCAUCUACUCUUAUGGAUUCGUUUUAUCCCCUUUUGGAAAUAUAUUUUUGUUCUUUCAUAGAUUCUCUGGUAUUCUGUUAUAGUUUCCACCGUUGUUGUUCCGUAAUCUUGUAUGAUUUUCCUAUUCGCGUGAUGGAGCACAUAUCAGUAUAAAUCUAGAGGAGUUCAUGGCUAGCAAAAGAAUCCAGAAGGAACUUCAGGAUUUGCAGAGAGAUCCCCCAACAUCCUGCAGUGCUGGACCCGUGGCAGAGGACCUCUUCCACUGGCAGGCUACGAUCAUGGGACCGGCAGAUAGCCCAUAUGCUGGUGGUGUGUUCUUUGUCAUGAUUCAUUUCCCAUCUGAUUAUCCCUUCAAGCCUCCCAAAGUCAACUUUCUGACAAAGGUGUACCACCCAAACAUCAACUCCAAUGGCAGCAUUUGUCUCGACAUCCUUAAAGAGCAGUGGAGCCCGGCCCUAACAGUAUCAAAGGUCCUCUUAUCCAUUUGCUCACUCCUCACUGACCCUAACCCUGAUGAUCCCCUUGUACCUGAAAUUGCCCACGUCUACAAGAACCAAAGAAAUCGAUAUGAGGAAACAGCGAGGGCGUGGACCCAGAAAUAUGCCAUGAACUGACAUCAGUGAUCAGCCCCUGUGGGUUCUCAGCAGACUUCAUUUC